UGGGGGCAAAUGUGCGGCUUGCAUGCAAGCCGCGCGCAUCUAUAAGAGUUAGUUUGGAGAUAAGGAGAGCAUAAACUUGGCCUAGCGGACGCCGUCGCUUUGUUAACUGCGGGGAUGGCGGCUUUCGGCAACAUGCAACCCGCCCCCAGACUCCUCCCAUAUCUUUCCCCGCCACGACCGUUAAACAUCCUGAUGUUACCCGAAUCGCCGAAGACCGAUGACAGUUGCGCCUACCGGCUGACGAGCUUGCGACGGCAGGAUUAUUUGGUAUGCCGCAAUGGCCGCAAUGAGCGCAAAGAGCCGCCGGGUGCCUGUGGAGCAACGGCAGAGAACACAACACAGCUGUGACCGCUGCAAGAGCAGAAAGCAAAAGUGUACGACGGCACCUGGCCAGGACAAGUGCAAUCACUGCCUGAAGUAUGGCUAUACCUGCAUCGUCACGAAGCCGCGGAAGCAACGCCUUUAUGGCAGCGUGGAAUCCCAUGGUGUUAGGGUCGCAGUCUUGGAAGGCCUCGUUAAGGGCUUCAUCCCAGAGGCAGACAUCGCGAACGUCGACAGCCUGCAAGAAAUGGGCCGCUCUCUAGGAAUUCCGUUGCCAGAGGGCCAGCCCAGCAGUUCGGAGGUGACCGACGAAAAGGAAAACGAGCAACUGGUCCACGAUUUGCAAGGGCAAAACCAGUACAUCGGACGGUCAAGCUCCUACUUCUUUCAGAUGAAGCUCAGAGCACUGGUCGGCCGAGAUCAGAACAGGCCUGUUGGUCGCAUGUACCUCUUUGGCCCGAAUCCCGCCAAUAGCAGAUCCAACUCAGGCACAGAAAUUGAUUCCAGGCGCCCCCUGGAGACGGUGGACAUACAUUCCAUCGCAAGUCCGUCAUCACCAAGUCUCAUAGGCUCCCCAGAAGCUAUGACGGAGCCAACCGAGAGAUCGACCGUUAUUUCUUUAGUUCGGGCAUUCUUCGACAGAGUCAACAUUGACUUUCCGGUUUUGCACGAAGCCGCAUUCCUUGAACAACUGGAUUCGUGGUUCAAGGACCCAACGAACGUCGACCAUGUGUGGGUCUGUAGCUUCCUCUCUGUCUUGAGCCUUGGUCGCCGACACUGCGAUAUCGACAUCUCGGAGGAGCAAGCGGAUAGGUGGUGGUCCCAUUUCCAGAUCCUACUAUCGAAAGUCAUGUUCACCUCCAGCUUAGCAUCCAUCCAAGCAUUGAUGCUGGCAGCGCUCCACCUCCACAAUACAAACUCCAGGGACGUCUGCUGGACGCUUACUGGUGCGGCUGCUCGAAUUGGGUUCGCCAUCGGACUUCAUCGGGAUGAUAUCGAGACUGACGGCACGCCUCUCAUGCGCGAGAUGCGAAAGAGAGUGUGGUGGACGCUGUACGCGUUUGAGCAGCUGCAAGUUUCUUCCCACGACCGCGAGAGCGCCAUACAGAACGCCAAACACCUUCCCGCUUCUCCACGAGAAGGCACACUGGGUAUGGGCACACAUAACCUACCAGAUUAUGUAGCGUGGUCGAAUCGGCUGUCAUCCCUCCUGGGUACCGCAAAUGCGCUUCCCGAAGGAACGAAAGAAGACUGCCAUGGACCCCUCUCCCCCACGGCAACGCUUCUUCGGGAUCUUACGCGAUGGCGGGCAUCAUUGCCGCCGCAUCUCUCACCGGACGCCAUCGACACCAUGCCAGCACCUUUUCAGCGCUCACUCAUUCUUCUCCACACCCAGUACCACUACACGGUUUCACUGAUAUGUCGUGGCGCUCUGCUCUCUCGGUUUACGUCCUUAUCGAAGGAACGGCCAGUGACACAUUCCGCGUCUCUCGAAACCAUGUCUGAUACCUGUAUCGAAUCAGGACGUGUCUCAUGUCAACUGCUUGUUAAGCUUGACAGUUUCGGCAACUUCAACGCCGUCACCUGGCUGGACGUUUAUUAUCUCUACUCCUCAACCCUCGUUCUGGUACUGAGCCUUCUAUGUGACGUCAGUCGAGGCAGGCUAGAAUCUUGCGUGGAGAAAGAACUGCUUUUGGAUCAGUGUACAAGAGUAGCCUCCAAGCAUUUGGAUAAUUCCAAGGUGCCUGGUACUAUGCAGCGCUGGUUGAGCGUGGUUCGGGAGCUCGCGGGUAUGGUCAGAGAGUCCAUCAACGCCCACGGCCACAGUGACAGUGCGCCAAGCCGCGAAACUAGACAUGAAGCCGCAGAAUGUAGUAGAAGACUAAUGGACGAGCCUUGUCCGGGCUUGAUUACUCCGGGUCAGUCGACAGUCCAAUGCGACGAGCGCGGUACAGAUGUAUUCGCGCCAGGAUUCAAACCGUUCGUCGUGGACGCGCCACAGCUGCCUGAAAUACCGAAUGGAUUGAAUUACGACUUUGUAUUUCCGGCGGAUGAACCUUCAGAGUCUCGCACUUGGCAGGAAAUGUACUGGGAGGAUAUUAGCGACAUGCUCUUAGGUGGAGAAGCGCGGAAUUGGUAUAUGUAAAGUUUGUGGCAUGAAAGCGGGGUUUGAAGCGCGUUACAGCCCAUGGUCCAACUUCUUUGCACGGUAAGGCGGGAUG
This is a messenger RNA of Trematosphaeria pertusa, 2543 nucleotides long. RefSeq lists its product as uncharacterized. Bases 278 to 2467 code for a protein of 729 amino acids. Gene Ontology annotation, molecular function: DNA binding; DNA-binding transcription factor activity, RNA polymerase II-specific; zinc ion binding. The record is from RefSeq and is a predicted model, not a curated record. The transcript has a single exon. Lineage: Eukaryota; Fungi; Ascomycota; Dothideomycetes; Pleosporales; Trematosphaeriaceae. Gene Ontology annotation, biological process: regulation of DNA-templated transcription; DNA-templated transcription.